AUGCAUGCUUCAUUUUUAUACCACCCACCUAAGGUUUUGCUUUGCUUUUAAGUUUUAUAGCUGAGAAACCAAUAUGAAUAUGAGUAACUUUUCACAAGCCAUUGGCUGUGUCUUGUUCUUAGCCAUAGUCCAUCUCUCCUGUGCCCAAAACUCACCUGCAGACUACGUGAAUGCUCACAACGCAGCCCGUGCGCAAGUGGGUGUUGGACCUAUAAAAUGGGACGCAAACUUAGCGACUUUUGCACAGAACUAUGCUAAUCAACAUAAGGGUGAUUGCAGACUUGUGCACUCGGGUGGUCCUUAUGGUGAAAACCUUGCAGGUAGCACCGGUGACCUCACUGGUACCGCUGCAGUGAACCUUUGGGUAGCAGAAAAGCCCCAGUAUAACCACAAUUCUAACUCUUGUGUUGGUGGGGUAUGUGGCCACUACACUCAGGUGGUUUGGCGCAACUCAGUUCGUCUAGGUUGCGCCAAAGUGCGAUGCAACAAUGGAGGCACAUUCAUCGGUUGCAACUAUGAUCCCCGUGGCAACAUUAUCGGGCAGCGGCCUUACUAGGAGCUUUUUCAUCAACUUAUGUGCUCUAAACAUCUGUGUUUAGAGAGUUACUAUUAAAUAAGUCAUGUAUAUUGGCACUUGAGAAUAACAAUGGUGAAAUAUUGAUCAAACAAUAAUUUUCUGCUUCA
Quercus robur (English oak) is the source of this 684-nucleotide messenger RNA. RefSeq names its product pathogenesis-related protein 1-like. NCBI's taxonomy places the organism in Eukaryota, Viridiplantae, Streptophyta, Magnoliopsida, Fagales, Fagaceae. Gene Ontology annotation, cellular component: extracellular region. The coding region runs from base 74 to 556 and encodes 160 amino acids. The record is from RefSeq and is a predicted model, not a curated record. The transcript has a single exon.